This is a messenger RNA of Acaulospora morrowiae, 183 nucleotides long. Lineage: Eukaryota; Fungi; Glomeromycota; Glomeromycetes; Diversisporales; Acaulosporaceae. The record is from the annotation of a GenBank genome assembly.
AUGCCGUUGGACCAAGAAAAUAAAUACGAAAUAAAAAGACCGCAAAGACAGAUAUAUGCUGAAGUAUCGCGAGAUCUAAUCCUAAUACGACCGGUCAAUCAAAAUGAAAAGGACAUUGGAAUAAAAUAUGAGUUAAGAAGAGAUGCGAUUAAUAUAAACACGAGUGUUGAAGAGGCUUAUUGA